Messenger RNA from Platichthys flesus (European flounder), 5790 nucleotides. RefSeq names its product kelch-like family member 22 (gene klhl22). Gene Ontology annotation, cellular component: nucleus; cytosol; mitotic spindle. Lineage: Eukaryota; Metazoa; Chordata; Actinopteri; Pleuronectiformes; Pleuronectidae. The transcript is spliced from 7 exons. Gene Ontology annotation, molecular function: protein binding. The record is from RefSeq and is a predicted model, not a curated record. Gene Ontology annotation, biological process: protein monoubiquitination; positive regulation of TORC1 signaling; proteasome-mediated ubiquitin-dependent protein catabolic process. Bases 541 to 2481 code for a protein of 646 amino acids.
GAGCUCACGGCCUGACAUCAAAAGGUAAACAGACUUGUUUUGAUCUGUCAAAACCCAACCGGGCCCCUGAGCCGCUGAUGUGACUGAACGGAUCAGUGUCACUGUGUCAAGCUGUGGUGGUCGGACGGUUUGUUUCCCGGCGACCACGAGGUUAAGUCCCUGCAGUUGUUUAGUGUCUGGGUUUAAGGAACAACUCGCUCUUUUUAUAGCCUCACAUAAGCUAACUGGCUAACAGCUGUUAGCCUCCUAGCGCUAACGUCCCAAGUUCACAUUAGCUGACGGCUUAGCGGCGUAUUGGCACCUAGCAGGAGGUCAACUGGAGGAUAAAUAUAUGUUACUUUACAGUCUCACGUCUUUAUUAUAGGUCUGUGUGUUAAGCUGAGGUGUGGAAGUAGCUGUGAACGUGACGGUUCAUUGUGAAGGGAGCGUGUCCACCGAGCUUUAUCCGCUAACUGCCCUGAUCCUCCUGUUACCUGUGGCAGUAGCAGCGAUGGUGAUGUGGGUGUCAUGGGUCUCUGAAGAGGAUGAGAGAACCUGAGGAUGGUGUCCGCUCCGGAGAGAGAGAGACACGCGAUGAAGCCUGAACACCAGUGUCUUGCCAUGGCUGAGGAUGGAGAGCUGUGUCCAGUGGGAGAAGGCGCUGGGUCAUCGGGCCGACAGACCUACAGGAGUGCAGCCCAUUUCCGCAGCCUGCUGGACGGCCUGCUGGCACUCAGGCAGGGGGGCAUCCUGUUCGAUGUGGUGCUGCUGGUGGAGGGUCGACCCAUCCAAGCCCACCGUAUCCUGUUGGCAGCCUCCUGCGACUACUUUAGGGGUAUGUUUGCUCGAGGCCUUCGGGAGUCGCAGCAAAAGGAGAUAGCAAUUCAUGGAGUCUCCUACAUGGCCAUGAAAAAAAUACUUGACUACAUCUACACCUCAGAGAUUGAGCUGGACCUGGAGAGUGUUCAGGAAGUCCUGAACGCUGCCACACUCGUACAGCUUGAGAAUGUCAUCGGCUUCUGCUGUGAUUUCCUCUUCUCCUGGCUGGAUGAGGGCAACAUUUUAGAGGUGCAUCAUCUCGCCGAUCUGUAUGGACUGCAGCAGCUUAACGACCGGGUCCACUCCUACAUCCUCAGGAACAUUCAGACUCUGUCUCGCACCGACGUGUACCGACAGCUCCCCCAAGACAUAGUGUUCAGAGCACUGAGCAGCAACGAGCUUCAGGUAAACAGUGAAAACGAGGUGUACGAGGCGGCUCUGCACUACCACUACAGCCCCGAGCAGGUGGAAACUGACCAGGUGUACUUGCAGGUCAGUCCCAAGGACAAUCUCAGGAUGGUUGAUGCCGUGCGUUUCUGCCUGAUUGAGAAACAAAUAUUGCAGAGACUCUACGGCAGACUGAACCAGUGUCCGCUGAAGGACUUCGUUUCAGCUGCCUUGCAUUACCAUGAGCAGGUGAUCUGGCAACCCGUCCUGCAGACUCCUCUCACCCAGCCGCGAUCCACCUUCCAUUGUAUCCUCGGUUUCGGCGGGAUGUUCACCUCCGGCUCCCUCACAGACAACGAGCACCUGUUUCAGGUGUUCCACCCGAGCUGGGGGGAGUGGAGGGCUCUCACUGCAGCAUCUGCGCCGCGAAUGUCCAACCAGGGCAUCGCUGUGAUCAACAACUUUGUUUAUCUUAUUGGCGGAGACAAGAACACUAGUGGAUUUCGUGCAGAGACUCGAUGCUGGAGAUACGACCCCCGUCACAACACCUGGUGUUCCAUCCAGCCACUGCAGCAGCAGCAUGCUGACCACUGCGUGUGUGUGGUGGGCGACCAUAUCUACGCCAUCGGAGGGCGGGACUACAGUAACGAACUGGACUUAGUGGAGCGCUAUGACCCGCACACCAACAAGUGGGAGUUUGUGUCACCUCUAAAAAGAGAGGUGUAUGCGCAUGCUGGAGCAGUGGCAGGCGGAAAGAUUUAUAUAACCUGUGGCCGCAGAGGUGGGGCUUACCUCAAAGAGACGUACUGCUUUGACCCUGAGGCAAAUCACUGGACGCCAUGUGCGGAGGGGCCGGUAGAGCGGGCCUGGCACGGCAUGGCAGCUGUGAACGGACGCGUUUAUGUCAUAGGGGGAAGCAAUGAUGAGCGUGGAUAUCGGCGUGAUGUCCUGAAGGUUGCAUGCUUUGAGCCCUCUGCCAACUCUUGGUCUUUAAUGACCCCUCUCCCUGCUGGACACGGAGAACCCGGCGUUGCUGUGCUGGACAGUUACAUCUACAUCCUUGGUGGACGCUCUCACGACAGGAGUAACAGGAUGAAAUAUGUUCACGUGUACAACACCAACGCAGACGAGUGGGAGAACGACACAGAGUUUAAGGAGCGUGUCUCGGGCAUGGCAGCCUGCGUGGUGCUCAUGCCCCCUAAUGUGAUCGCCCAGGGCCGGAGCUGGGAGCAGCGCACCAAGGCUUCAUGGGAAGACGUGGACAACGACAACUCAGAGGAGUCUAGUGAGGACUGAAGCAGCUGUGUUGAACUGAAUGUCUGGCCACUCAUGAUGCACUUUUUAAAACAAAUACAGCAUGGUGAGUGUGAAGUGCUUUGAGGAUGUUGUUGUGGCAGCGGUUAUAACAGCAUCAUGUCCUUUUUGCAUGUUGACCACUUUGAGUGCCUCUGAACCAAAGUGUCAUUCAGGAUCUUUGCACAUUUAUUGUUACAUCUCAGCUACAACCUUAGCCCCUGUUCAGAACUGGUAUUAACAUCUGUCCUGAGAGAACCGAUCACUGGUGGACAGGUCUAACACCCGGGCCACACUGGGUGCUGAUCAUAGAAGACUUGAGAUGUAAUAAAUCAACAGAAAAUAACUAACAUGCCUGGAUACGGCUCCUGUGGUGUCCUCCAAGUGUCCGCUUUUGGGCUUUUGAGCUUGUUGUGUACAUGUUGAGUUCAUUUUCAUGUUUCAGUGAACUUUCCCUGUGAAACCAGGUCUGAGGCUCCAUUCACGACUGGUAUUAACAUGUGCUUUUUGUGAUCAAUCUCAAAUACACGUGUGAACACACUCAGAUCGGAUAUAGAUCCGAUCCCAUCAGACCACAUUUGGAGUGGUCUGGGCCACAUGUGUCAACAUUAUUUUAGCAGCGUGAACAAGAUUGUGUCUCUUCUCGUCGGUUCGUUUGGGACCUCUGGUUUCUGUAUAUCUCUCGUAGGACAGGGGCAGCAUCUCGAUCGGUCAGGUUCAGCCACAUGUGGGGCCACAUUUGAAUGCCAGGUGUGUACGCACACACACACGGAUCAAACAAACCAAAUGUUAAUACCAGGUGUGCACACGGCCUGAAUCCCACUAUGACCAUGAAACCUUGCCCGCUCAAAUGCUAAUGCAACAGUUUUUGGCCGAUCCCUCAAUUUUUCACUGUAGCUGUUUCAGUGUUGUUUGUCAUUGAAACCCUAUCUUCAAAGUAAAGCAGUGUAGACUACUGGUUAUGCAAUAAUAUGGUGGCACAGUAUAUGGAGUGAGGUAUAGAGUUUUACAGGGAGCUGUUACAUGUUGUAAAUGUUAUUCUCAAGCUAGUCAAAUUUCUGUGAAGUCAAUUAUUUAAGUACGAUUUAGUUCUUGUUUCCAGCCUAGAAGCUACUGGUUGAUGCUAUGGUGGAGUUAUCUUCACCUCCAAAAUACAGAAUAAUAUUUAAUGCAUUUUAACACUGUGCCUUUUUUUUCUGCUGUAACACAGGAGUCUCUGUUGUGAAGUUUUUAUUUAUAUCUUUACCAGUGUCUGAUUAGAUGGAGAUGAGCCUCAGAUAGUGUGCCUCGGAAGUGAUUUUUAACUGGAUGAUGAAGCACUGGUGCUGGAGGAUGAAAAGCCCAACAUCUAAUAUGUUGCCACGUCUCUAGGUUAAUUAUAAAUUAAGUCCUUAUGUGUGUGUGAUGUAAACCUAAACAUUAUCUUAAUAGGUUGUUUCUGUUUCCAUUGAACUUCCUUACUGUGUGUUAUUCCAUGGCAGAAUCCGAAGAGUAGUAGAAUAUUAGAAUUUGUCAAUUUGACCUCUGCUCCGAUGUUUCUGUUUGUUGCCUCAGUUCACGGUUAACAUUAUUAGGGUUAUGAUUAUAGUCAGAUGUGUUAAAUUACACUUUCCUCACUAUGCACCUUUUGUUUCUGUCACUGAAAAUCCUCCAGGAACAAGUGGAGUCUCAUUAUUUUUUUCUCAUAGGUUCAGAGUUAUGUCUUAAGAAGGAAAACAAUGUGUUGGUACUUGCCAUCACACAAAAAAUGCAAAAUUGGUACUCAAGAUAACGUUUCAAAUUUAAUUAAAGAGCUAAAAUAUGUUUUGAUAUUAAAUCCAGUUCGAUUUAUUGGACUGGUUGAGUGAGUUUGUUUAUUUCGUGUGAUACUAUAUUAAACAAGUGUCACCGAAUUGAGAGGUUGAAUGGAGAAGCUAAAUGACUCAGCAGGUUGAAUAGCAAAUAGGAAAAAGGGAGAGUGAUCCAUUAAUUCAUUCAGAUACUUAUUUCUCCUAUUAAGAUGCAUUUUCAAAUGUUUUUUCAGAUCACAAAAAAUAUUGAAAUAAAUAAUACAAUCAAACCUGAUGUGACCACUGAUAUAUAAUCCUCAUUUAAACAGACAACACCACUGCUCAGUUUCUUUUCAUAGAUGUCUUGAAAAUAAGAUAUUUCAUCAUAAUUAUCAUUCUCCUAGAGUUUGCAACUACAAAUUAAGGGAACAUAUUGUUUCAUCAACAAAGGCACUGGAAAAAAAACACUUCUGAGCUUUACUCUUCUUGAAGCUGUGCCUAACAAGAGACACUAAACGGCACAAAGUAAAUACUUAUUUCAAAGUUUUGAGAACAAAACUAAAAGACAACGAGACCCCUGGAACUAGUUUACAUUGACCGAUCUAUCAUGACCAGAAAAACUAAAAAGUUCUCAAGGGGCAUUAUGAAAAACACAACAGUUAGCCCGCCAUUUUGCAUUUGGUGGCCAUUUUGGCCAUAUUCCCAAUUUCUACUUUCAGGUACUUGUACCAGUGCUUAUAUCAGAUCAACUUCAAAUUGAGAUGAAAACAAAAAUAAUUAAACAUUAAAAUGACAAUUUAAAGGACGGCAGAGCAGCACUGAACGUGCCCGAUCACAUGCAUUUUGAAGAGUGGCAUGCGUUUUACGCACUGUGGCAAGGAUAAACGCUUCACUUCCUUUGUCCGUCACGGGAUGUCCAUCCUUGCCUGCUAAUUGCUCAUUCGAUUAAAUAUGUUUGUUUUGAUUUACUGCCCUAUGAUCUAUGUUUUAAAUACAAGCAUAUCAAAAUAAUUAUCUUAAAUUUUAUUGGGGACAUGACAGCCAUCUCUACAUUUUACAAUCCUGCUGUUUCACACUUACCGUCAUUCAUGUAAAUGAGGGCUCCUCCGUCAUCGCUGCUUCACUGUCCGUGUGUGUGAGUGUAAGGCUGCGUUCCAGACGACUUGUGUCAGAUAUUCUGACCUGAAAUUGCCCAGUUCUGACAUUACGUAAAACGUUAACCAACAUGUCUGACUGUGAGAAGCUGAUUAAUUUGUCUCGUGAUGAGACAAUUCAACUGUAGCCAGUGGAGCUACCAUUCGCACAGAAACUAAGAGGAGGAGGGCGACGACAUUAUCUUUUAAUUCAACUUUUAUUCUUGGAAAUACAUUCAAUCUAUAACUAAGAACACACACUGUCAUUGAAUCUCACGAACCAAGAAACCAUUGCUCUAAAACAAACAUAUUUAAUCAUAUGCACUAAUUAAGAACACACAUUAAUACUGUGUGAGGAACACACUUUAACCUUAAAAUGACAUGAAGGACAUUAUGAAAAAGAGAUACAU